GGAACGAUCCUCCCAUUUUUUUUUUGGCUACUAGAGCGACACUUUUUUUUAGCCAAUCAGCAUACGAGGCAAAUGACGGCCGCCCAAUCAUACUUGAGUGUCGAUCUUAAGUGGGCGUUUCAUCGAGAAGGGAAACACAAGACUAACACAAGUUUGAUCUUCAAAAGGGAUUUUAUAUGCGUUCACUCAAAAGUUCUUUAGUGCUGAUUAUAGCGCAACAGAUGUGCGCUAAAAUUGGCCAGGUUUAAAGUAGUUGGGAGUUGUUUUUUUUAAUAUGUCGAUCCAGUACGAUGCACCGCUGGCGGACAGCUACGGGGUGGCGGACUCGUUUCCCAAAGAUUUCGGCUACGGAGAAGAGGAGGGCGACAUUGAGGACAGCCCGACACCCUCCGAUAGCAAACCGAGAAUGCUGCUCAUGGGGUUGCGGAGGAGCGGAAAGUCGUCUAUCCAGAAGGUGGUGUUUCAUAAGAUGUCCCCCAAUGAGACCCUCUUUCUGGAAAGCACCAACAAGAUCUAUAAAGAUGACAUCUCCAGCAGCUCCUUUGUCAACUUCCAGAUCUGGGACUUCCCUGGACAAGUGGACUUUUUCGAUCCCACCUUUGACUAUGAGAUGAUUUUUAGAGGAACCGGGGCCUUGAUAUUUGUCAUCGACGCACAGGAUGACUAUGUAGAGGCCCUCAGUCGACUCCACCUAACAGUGUCACGUGCCUACAGGGUCAACCCUGAGAUUAAUUUCGAAGUGUUCAUUCAUAAAGUGGACGGUCUGUCUGACGACCACAAGAUUGAGACCCAAAGAGAUAUACACCAGAGAGCUAAUGAUGACCUGGCCGAUGCCAGUUUAGAGAAAUUACAUCUCAGUUUCUAUUUGACUAGUAUCUAUGAUCACUCCAUCUUCGAGGCCUUCAGUAAAGUGGUGCAGAAGCUCAUCCCUCAGCUUCCUACGCUGGAGAACCUUCUCAACAUCUUUAUAUCUAAUUCAGGUAUUGAGAAGGCCUUCCUGUUUGAUGUUGUCAGUAAGAUUUACAUCGCCACCGACAGCUCACCAGUGGACAUGCAGUCCUAUGAGCUCUGCUGUGACAUGAUCGAUGUGGUCAUCGACGUCUCCUGUAUUUAUGGAUUAAAGGAGGAUGGCAGCAGCAGUGCAUAUGAUAAGGAGUCUAUGGCUAUCAUCAAACUCAACAACACCACAGUGCUCUACCUGAAAGAGGUCACCAAGUUCCUCGCCCUGGUCUGCAUCCUGAGAGAAGAGAGCUUUGAGCGCAAAGGACUAAUAGACUACAAUUUCCACUGUUUCCGGAAAGCCAUUCAUGAGGUGUUUGAGGUGGGCGUGUCCACCCCAAGGACAAGCAUCCGGCCAACUGGCACCGCUCUUAUGAAGACUGUUGCCUUAAAUGGCACCCCCAGGAGCACUGUGUAGAACGAUGGAGACAAAGAAAAUGAUGAAGAAUUGAGUCGAUGGAAAAGGUAAAAAAAAAGAGGGACUACAGGAUGAGAUGGCUUUCUGAGGAUGCCAACCAUCAUUUCUGCUCACAAAAUCUUUAUAAGCAAAGCAAAAGACUUGAAAGUUACUGAAAUACACUUGAUGCUCAAAUGUAACAUGCAUAAGCUUGCAAAGCUGCAGCAGGAUGGAAGGGAAGAGGCACAAAAUAAGGUGGAACAUUUUUUGUGACUUAAAGGCAUUAACAAACUGUUCCUCAAGAUGAAAAUAAAAGACAGCAAACAAGCAACAAAGUGCAAGUCACUGAGAAAAAAAAAAGCACAGCAAGAAACCCAUCUGGCUAGUACUGCUUGGCAGAAUCUGGAUGAAUGCUCUAUGAUAUACUGCUGGUCACUUUAACACAGUAGCCAACUUUAAAAUGCAUGGUUUACUCAAGUGAAUGUGGAAUAAUUUGUGGUGCACCCAUUUGAAGACAGCUUUGGUUGAGUGUACACCAACACUUCUGAAGCCUUAUGCAGUAGAGGCCUGCCUGAUUCAAACCCCUACUCCACACAUGCACACUCAGUCACCAAACUGCCCCUGUAUUGUGUUUGAAAGGUUAACUAAAGGGAUUGAAAUGUGGAUUUAGGUAUGUCUUUUGGUUGUUGUAGUGGAGACUGUGUAUGCGUGCAUGCAUGUAGAUGUAUAUGUGUUUGAAUAUAAGCAUUGGAGAGAAUGGGUGAGUGUGGUUGUACUUGCAUGCACAGGUGCGUGAAAGGGACCUAGAUGUUGUAAUGUCACACAAGAAGAAAGUGCUUAUGUCUCUGAAGACAAAGAAAGAGUUGUACCAUUCCAUUCGACCUCUGGGACACUGUGAUUGCACUUACCUCCGAGGAUGUCAGGGAUGCUAACUAAUGAAAUUUAAACUACUAUGCUGUUCAGUACUGUUGCUCUCCAGUUCAGUUAUAUGGCAUGUAGCUCAUGCAAUCUGAGGACUUUGUAGGGUGAAGUUCAAUUACUUACAUUCCGGUUCUGUGGUGCCAAUACAGUUUUGCUCCGAUUAAAACUCUCUAAUCUUUUGCUUUUACUCCUCAAAUCACCAAUCAGCUUGUUGUUUUGAAUUUGAGAAAUUGUGCUGUAAAAUAAAGAUAAAGGAUAGCGGAUGUGACGGGACAAUGUAUCCGUUAGAUCCAUUCCAAGCAUGUCUAUAGAGAUGCUUUAUAUUGUCUGCAAACAGCUGAACCUUUCUAAUUUUCUGGAUAGUGGAUAAAAGCAUUACCUAAAUGAGAUGGCAAGUGAGAGAACUCAAACGUAUGUGUCAUUUAAUGAUUAUCAGAAGACAUCUUUGUUUGUUGCUUGAUCUUCAAGCUUUCUUGUGAGUCUUGCUUCCCAGACUACAUAUAGUACAAAGAGUAUGAAUGUCUUUGCCAAAGGUGGCACCCUUCACAAAUAAUAAACAUAUACACACA
This is a messenger RNA of Xyrauchen texanus (razorback sucker), 2886 nucleotides long. RefSeq names its product ras-related GTP-binding protein C. Gene Ontology annotation, molecular function: GTP binding; GTPase activity. The transcript has 7 exons. Bases 275 to 1417 code for a protein of 380 amino acids. The record is from RefSeq and is a predicted model, not a curated record. Gene Ontology annotation, biological process: cellular response to starvation; positive regulation of TOR signaling; regulation of autophagy. NCBI's taxonomy places the organism in Eukaryota, Metazoa, Chordata, Actinopteri, Cypriniformes, Catostomidae. Gene Ontology annotation, cellular component: lysosome; Gtr1-Gtr2 GTPase complex; nucleus.